Messenger RNA from Miscanthus lutarioriparius, 1578 nucleotides. NCBI's taxonomy places the organism in Eukaryota, Viridiplantae, Streptophyta, Magnoliopsida, Poales, Poaceae. The record is from the annotation of a GenBank genome assembly.
AUGUGGAAGGUCGCCGCAGCCAAGUGGAGGAGAAGGCUGGAGGAAGGGGAAGAAGGAGGAGAUCGCAUCGAGGACCGGAUCAGCCGCCUCCCCGACGGCAUCCUCGGCGACAUCGUCUCCCUCCUCCCACCCAAGGACAGCGCCCGCACGCAGGUGCUCUCCUCCCGCUGGCGCCCCCUAUGGCGCACCUAUCCUCUCAACCUCGACCUUGGCGCGCUGGUGCCCUACGAUCGCCUCUCCCUCGGUGAGAUCUCGAGCAUCCUUUCCUCGCACAAGGGCACGGGCCGCUGCUUCACCGUCCCCGCGCUGUACUUCGACAAGUUGAGCGACAGCUCAGCCGCGACCCUGGAAGGCUGGCUCCGGUCCCCCGCCCUCAACAACCUCCAGGAGCUUGCGUUCCACUACGGACGUCCUCCAGAUGCGGAGAUCCCGCCGCCGCUGCCGGCAUCGGUGCACCGCUUCUCGUCCACUCUUCACGCUGCCAACUUCGGUGGCUGCAGUGGAUUCCCGGAUGGAAGCAGCGAUGCCAGCGCGCUAUUUCACUUUCCGGUUCUCAAGCAGCUCAGCCUUUUGGAUGUCACAAUAUCUGAGAGCUCUCUACAAUCCCUGCUCGCUGGCUGCCCUAACCUGCAGAGCUUCAUGCUAUCUUACGGCAUUGACUGCCCUCGAGUCCGAAUCGCGUCUCCUACCGUUAGAAGCAUUUGUGUGGUGCUGAGUUUGAGACGCGGCGGCAUGUGCGAACAGAUCAUAGUGGAGGAUGCCCCUUGUCUAGAAAGAUUGAUACUUUUUCCACAUAGGAAUUAUAUGGAAAUGGUCAUCACUGUAGUCUCAGCACCAAAGUUGCAUGUUUUGGGGCAACUCUCUGUAGACAACCCCAUGCUCGAGCUUGAGUCCGCAAUUUUCCAGGGAUCACGCCUUGUUAGCUCAAUGACUGUGGUACCCACUGUGAAGAUUUUAGCUUUAAUGCAAAGCCAUCUUAGUUUGGAUGCGGUUAUUGACAUCAUGAAAUGCUUUCCUUGCUUGGAGACCUUGUACAUCAAGGUGACCGAACCUACUCCCAUCCACAUUAAUUCUUUUGUCACUUACAAUCGCAUCGAUGCCUUUUCUAAUGCUAGGUUUUCACCAUUUUUUAUAUGUCACUUGUGCUUUUCCCAGACAACAAAGGCAGGGGAAACAAAUGUGUGGUCUCGUAAAUACCGGAGUCUUCUGAGGACCAUUGACAUUCCACUGAAGAAAAUUGUGUUGAUAAACUACAGAGGCAACAAAUCACAUGUCAACUUUGCCAAGUUCUUCAUACUUAAUGCAAGGUUGCUAGAGUCGAUGGUUUUUCAGAUAUAUUAUGGGUCAAUGUAUUCUGAGAUAGAUUAUUGUCGAGUGCCUACCGCUAGCAGUGAGUGGAUUGAAAAUCAGCACAAACUUCUCCAGACGAAAAAUAAGGCCUCUAGGAUUGCGCAGUUUGAUUUUAUUUAUCCUGUCUUCAGGUACAAGAUGCUUCAUCACCACAUGGAUAAUGUGCUAGCACAUGAUUUGUCAACAAUUGACCCCUUUGUAGGGUUUGAAGAGUGGGUUGAUUGUUAG